Messenger RNA from Bradysia coprophila, 2014 nucleotides. Its product is annotated as sphingomyelin phosphodiesterase-like. Gene Ontology annotation, cellular component: lysosome. NCBI's taxonomy places the organism in Eukaryota, Metazoa, Arthropoda, Insecta, Diptera, Sciaridae. The record is from RefSeq and is a predicted model, not a curated record. Gene Ontology annotation, molecular function: acid sphingomyelin phosphodiesterase activity. Gene Ontology annotation, biological process: ceramide biosynthetic process; sphingomyelin catabolic process.
AUUGAACACUUCAGUAGCUUAGAGUGAAAUUUCAGUUGAAGUUACAAAGAAGAAAAUGGUGUCCGCAUUAAAAGUAGUAGCUUUGUUGCUCAGUGUUAUAUGCUGUUGUAAUGGAUCCCUGAUACGAUCCGAGGAGCACAAAAACAGUCAAAAGAAUGCCCUCCUGUUUCUGGAUAUCAUGCAAGAAACUCUCAUCACCGACAUCAGGAAUUUCACCUCAACCGGAUACAGAUCGCCGUUAUUCGAUUUGUGGUCGAAACAUGUACCGUAUACUUUAGACAUGACCCGUGAUGAGGUCGACGAAUAUCCACCCGAGUUGGCUAUCAUUGGAUGUUUGGCUUGUCGCACAUACCUUGCAUCGCUGAUCCGCGACAUCCGGGCUGGAGUGCCUCUGCAGCAAGUAGCAGAUUCUGCAACUGCCAUUUGUGAACUAUUGAUGCCAUUUGACAGUCCCGUAUGCAGAAAUCUCAUCAACUUAAACGCCCCCAGUCUCUACUUCAUCGUCCAAAAUCGACCGGCCCUGAACCAAAACGAAGUGUGCGGAUUGAUAUUGCAAGGAGAAUGUGGAGCUCUAGAUCCACAGUUCAAUUUUGCAGUAAAUGUUAAUCCACAUAAUCCAAUUACCGCACCGAAAUCAGUAACAGCUCCUCGCACACCCGACGAAUUGCGUAUCAUUCAUAUCUCGGACAUUCACUACGACGAAAACUACUUGAGUGGUGGAAUCAGCAACUGCCCGAAUCCAACUUGUUGCAGACGAUCGGCAGGAGUGGCCCCAGAUCCAGCCAAUCGGGCUGGCCCUUGGGGUGACUAUAAUUGCAAUCAACCAUGGCAAGCCUUUGAGAACACUCUUCUACGAAUUCGAAAUGCUCAUCCACAAAUCGAUUUAAUCUAUCAUACCGGUGAUAUGGUGGAUCAUGGCAUUUGGGAGACUACCUUUGAGGGUAAUCGAAGAGUCAUCGGAAGAAUUUUCUCUCUAUUCAGACAAAUCUUUCCGAAUGUACCGGUCUACUCUACCAUUGGAAAUCAUGAAGCUCAUCCAACGAAUUUGUUUGCUCCUUCAACGAUUGCUCAACCCGAAUUUUCCACGAGAUGGUUGUACGACUUCUUAGCUACCAAUUGGCAAAGUAACGGAUGGAUCAAUGCAGCCGCCGCAAAUACAGUUAGAGCCGGCGGUUAUUAUACCAUGUUGAUUCGUCCUGGUUUCCGGUUGGUUGUUCUAAACAACAAUGAUUGUUACAUCUACAAUUGGUGGGUUAUGUACAGUCGUACAGAGAUUGCUGGUGCUUUGCAAUGGUUCCACAACACCCUUUUGGACGCUGAACGGAACAACGAAAGGGUUCAUGUGUUAGCUCAUAUCCCAACAGGUGGCGGUAGUUGUUUCCAAUUUUGGUCGCGACAAUAUCGUCGAAUUAUAGAUAGAUUCCACAUGAUUAUUGGGGCACAAUUCAACGGACAUUCCCAUCGCGACGAGUUUGAAGUAAACUACGAUGUUGCAACCGGACAACACGCCGUCAACAUUGCUUGGAAUGGUGGUUCCUCUACUGCAUAUACAGGCGUAAAUCCGAACUACAGGAUGUACUAUGUCGAUCGUACUCAUUACCAAGUCAACGAAGCUGAAACAUUCAUGUUCAGCAUUUCGGAGGCCAGAAAUAACCCAGCACUUCAACCACGCUGGCAUCUGCAUUAUUCAUUCCGUACUAUGUUUGGAGUGACUAACUUCUCCCCAGCGGGCAUCGAUCAAUUAAUUUUCAACAUCUCAAGGAAUCGAAAUACGAACCGCAACUUAUUCAGAAUCCGAGUGAAAAACGGAGAUCCAAGAAUGGCAACGGGUUGUGAUGACGAAUGUCUCCGAAGUCAAGUUUGUUCGCUGGUACUGAAUGAAAACGCCGACAAUCGCCGAUGUAAUCAAGUACUUUCCGUGUUCGGAACGGUGGCCUAAUUUUUGGUUGAAAUAGCCCGGGAUUUUUGGUGAUAGCAAAAUAUUAAAAUAUUCUGUGAAUUGAUGUGUUGCCUU